Rhizoctonia solani is the source of this 1614-nucleotide messenger RNA. Its product is annotated as cytochrome P450 family protein. NCBI's taxonomy places the organism in Eukaryota, Fungi, Basidiomycota, Agaricomycetes, Cantharellales, Ceratobasidiaceae. Gene Ontology annotation, molecular function: monooxygenase activity; heme binding; oxidoreductase activity, acting on paired donors, with incorporation or reduction of molecular oxygen. The transcript has 10 exons. The record is from RefSeq and is a predicted model, not a curated record. Bases 1 to 1614 code for a protein of 537 amino acids.
AUGUCGAAUCUUGUCGUUCCCGUUGUUCUCGGCUCAACCGUUGUAUGGCUCGCCGUCAAGACAAUGGCUAUCGGGAAGCGAGAGACUUAUCUCCCUCCCGGUCCUCCCACCGUCCCGUUGCUGGGUAAUUUACAUGAAUUUCCUAAGACCGAAGCCCAUUUAAAACUGACUGAAUGGGCUCGCAUCUACGGUGGAAUGUACUCCUUGAAGAUGGGCCCUGGCACAGCUAUAGUCAUUACCGAUGUUGCUGCCGUCAAGGAACUUAUGGACAAGCGCUCGCAGUCAACGGUCGAUCGUCCCCCCAACCACAUGGCCGACUUGGUAGCUGGUGGAAUGAACAUGGUAUUGUCCCGUUACACCGAGGACUGGCGUACUCUUCGUCGUGCAUCCCAUGCAAUCUUGACCCAGCAAGCCUGUGCCGGACAUCUCCCUAUCCAACGUGCAGAGGCUGCGCAGCUCCUGCAUGAUUGCCUUACUACUCCCGAGAAAUUCUAUACCCACAUUCGCCGUUAUUCGUCAUCUGUCAUCCUUUCAGUAUUGUUCGGAAAGCGUGCACCCCGUUUUGAAACCAAAGAGGUUACCGACUUCUUCAAUGCUCAACACAGCUGGGAAGAAGUCCUCGAGCCUGGUGCUCACCCGCCAAUGGAUCUCAUCCCUAUCUUGAAACACGUUCCAGAAGCCCUUGCUUCGUGGAAGACACUUUGCAAGAAGACUCGCAAGCUCCAACGUGAUCUAUACUUCGGUCUCCUCGAGGAAACUGAGCGACGUAUCGCUAAUCAUCAAGAAAACAACUGCUUCAUGGAGCAAGUUUUAGCCCGUCAGCAGGAGUUUGGCAUGAGCCGUGAGCUCGUUGGCUACCUUGGUGGCGUCCUAUUGGAAGGUGGCUCGGAUACUACCAGCUCUUUCCUCCAAACGCUUGUACUUGGUCUCACAGCUUUCCCCGACGUUCAAAAGAAGGCUCAGGCCGAGAUUGACUCGGUUGUUGGCUCUGAUCAUGCUCCUACCCCUGAGGACUUUGACCGGCUUCCUUACAUCCAAGCCAUCAUCAAGGAAUGCCACCGCUGGCGUCCGGUCGCGCCCCUCGCAAUUCCUCACGGCACCAUCCAGGAAGAGACCUACCGAGGUUACCGCAUUCCCGCCGGCUCGACAAUUUUCGUGAAUAACUGGGGAAUGUUCCACGACCCUGAAGUCUACGAGCGUCCCGACGACUUCUGGCCCGAUCGCUUCUUGCAAAACGAGUUUGGUACCAAGCCUGGCGUCGACAAUACCGAUCGCAGGACCAACAUGGCCUUUGGCAGCGGUCGUCGAUUCUGCCCUGGUGUCCACCUAGCUAACAACAGCUUGAUGCUGAACACCAUGAAUAUGGUCUGGGCGUUUGAUUUCAGCCUUGCUACUGAUCCCGACACUGGAAACCCUAUCCCUGUGGAUAUCCACGAUUAUGCAAAGGGUAUCUUGACGUGCCCGAAUCCCUUCAAAUGCAAGAUUACUCCUCGCAGCGCCCACCAUGCUGAAAUCAUCGAGCAUGACUUUGCUGCGGCUGGGCCCGCAUUCGAACCCUUUGAACGGGAUUUGCGCGAGGAAGACCUCGCAUAUAUUGCCACUCAGCGCAAGUAA